CCAAACGAGCUCUUGGGGGGAAAGAGGAAACUAGGAAAUUAACCAGCGGUCUUCUCUAAGUCCGUCUAGAGAGAGAGAGAGGGCGGUCGGUCUCGGUCGAUGAAAGAACGAUGAGAUUGGACUAUCACACGGUCCUGCUGUUGCUCACAUCGUUCAAUCUUCUUCUCCCUUCUACCUUUGGAAAAUCUGGUGGAGUUUGUAUUUCUCCAGGUGGCCGGUUUCCCCCCUUUGCAAAUGAAGGAAAACCUCCUAGCAAAGUAAGCAAGGGCCGUAAAGAUUUGACCCUUUGCAGGGUGUUCCGUAAAAAGACAUGCUGUGAUGUUGCCCAGACACAUCCAGCUUUGUUAUCCAUUAGGAGGCUGGCCUUAACAGGUGAAGCCAGUCAAGAGUGCUUGCAAUUGUGGGAAUUGUUGGAAUGUUCUAUUUGUGAUCCUCAUGUUGGUGUACAGCCAGGACCUCCUCUCAUGUGUGCUUCUCUUUGUGAUAGAGUGUACAAGGCUUGCUCUAAUGCAUACUUCUCUAUGGAUGCAAUGACACAGGUUCUAGUGCCAUGUGGAGUAGGUGACUUUGUUUGUGGUAGAGCUUCUGAAUGGACCUCAAACGGUACAGAACUCUGUCGUGCUGCAGGUUUUGCUGUUAAGCCUUCUUAUGAUCAUGAUAUGGAAGAAACAUCUUGCUACGGUGGGAAGGCUAGUCUUGAUUCCGUAGCUGAUUCAUGGCAAACUUCGCGAUUUGGGGUGCCACAGAAAACUGAGAGCUCAGGAGUGUGGGAAGAUUUUCAGCAAUGGGCAAGGGAAAUGCCAUUCAUUGAAAGAGUUUGUUGGGCAGUUGGAGGAAUGGUUCUUACUGCAGGUCUUCUCUUUGCAAGUAAAAGGAAGAGCAAUAGUCAGCGCCAGAAGCAAGCAGCUAUUCAACGCGCUGCUAGGAAACUUGAAUCGAGAACAAGCCCAAAGUCUCCUGUUACUCGUGGAAAUAGAAAGGGAGGUGGAAGAUAAAUGUCCCCUUUGCAUGUGAACAUAUUUUUCCCGAUGUUUAUUUGCAGCUAAUAAGGGUCCAUGCUUGACAGAAGUUCACUUCCUCAAGUUGUUAGAAGAAAUCAGAGGUCACGAGAAGAUGGGUUUGGCCUCUGUACUUAUAGCAAUGGACAAGGGUCUGUGGUUCGUUAGGUAUAGCAAGUCAUGUUAAUUUUCCUCUGUUGUGGAUUUAUUUUGUUUUUAGUUUUAAGAUUAGAAAGGUUUCUUAAAAGAACUAUUUGCAUAUAGAAAAUUGUCCACAUGAAGUCAAAUUUCUUCCUUUUGAUGUCCUCAAUACUUGUUACAGUCCUGAAAGAAUUUUACUAUCUGUUGUUUACUUGAUUUGGUUGAAUUGUUUUGUUUGAUCA
This is a messenger RNA of Camellia sinensis, 1381 nucleotides long. Its product is annotated as folate receptor family protein. The record is from RefSeq and is a predicted model, not a curated record. NCBI's taxonomy places the organism in Eukaryota, Viridiplantae, Streptophyta, Magnoliopsida, Ericales, Theaceae.